UGCUCGUCGUCGCCGGUGAGGGUUAGGAUGAAGAGGUUGCCACGCUUCUCUAGGGUGCACAUGGUUGGGUGAAACGGUAGAUCUCGGUGGGCUGAAUGGUAACCACCGAUAGAGUGGGUAGCCUUGAAUUGGUUAUAAGGCCGAAGGUGAUAGAGGAAGGGAAGAAAAUGCAGCAAAAUAAGAGGAGUAUUUAUAACACCUUAGCAGCAUGGUGGACAUUUGCGGCAGCUGAAAAACCAACGGCAGCGUAAUAUCUGCAACAAAUUGACUAAUUUGUUGGUGCUGCAAUUAUCCUCCUGAAAGCUCGCAACAAAAGAACGGUUUUGCUGCCGUUGUGGAAAUAACCACUCAAUCUCAUCUGAAGAAAUUCACACCAACUAAUAAAAUAUCUACCAUCAU
Rubroshorea leprosula is the source of this 399-nucleotide messenger RNA. The record is from the annotation of a GenBank genome assembly. Lineage: Eukaryota; Viridiplantae; Streptophyta; Magnoliopsida; Malvales; Dipterocarpaceae.